AUGCUUCUUAUGCAUGUUUUCACUCUUCAGAAGUUUCAUACAUCGGUGAAAAAUUCUGAAAAUGAACUCGAAACGUCCCAAGAGGGUAUGACUCAUACUGAUUUUCAGAAGUUUCAUACAUCGGUGAAAAAUUCUGAAAAUGAACUCGCAAAACGUCCCAAGAGGGUAAUUAGUAUGACUAAUACUGAUUUUCAGAAGUUUCAUACAUCGGUGAAAAAUUCUGAAAAUGAACUCGAAACGUCCCAAGAGGGUAUGACUCAUACUGAUUUUCAGAAGUUUCAUACAUCGGUGAAAAAUUCUGAAAAUGAAUUCGAAACGUCCCAAGAGGGUAUGACUCAUACCGUAAUGGAUAAUUUAUGUGGGUGGGCUUUGAACAGAAAGCUAGCAGAGUUAUGUAAAGUGUUUGAAGAUAAAGAAGAUGAAGGAGCUUUUGAAUCUAAGCUUUCAUAA
This is a messenger RNA of Clunio marinus, 450 nucleotides long. The record is from the annotation of a GenBank genome assembly. Lineage: Eukaryota; Metazoa; Arthropoda; Insecta; Diptera; Chironomidae.